UACACCAAUUCUUACUACAGCUUCGGGAGUAGUAGAAUGUAGGAGAACUCCAUAAAUCACGAUCAUUUCAAGGUAUGCUUGACGAUCGCCGCCAUGUUCAAGAAGCCCAGCGAGAUUCGCGGGCAGCAGCGCCUGUCAGGAGCCGACAGAAAGAAGCUUCGACGAAACAUCCGAGACAAGUUCCCCGGCGCCACCGAUGAACAGCUGGACGCCAUCCUGCCGCCCAAGGCUGACGUGGCGGUGACGCGGCUGGUGAAUCGCGUGCUGGUGUACGGCUUCGAGAACGGGCUGCCCAUGCUCUUCGACUGCGACGGCCGGGGUACCGAGAUCUACCCCACUGUGUUUGCGCUGUGGCGGGUGCCCGACCUGGUGCCAUCGUUUCUUCUCAAGGGGGGCGAGGUGUCCCGCUACGUGCUGUCAGGGGCUGACCUCAUGGCGCCAGGCGUGCAGAUGCCUGCUGCAGGGCUGCCAGGGUUUCGGCCAGGGGAGGUGUGGUCCGUGAAGGUUCCUGGAAACUCAUGCCCCAUUGCUGUUGGCAUAACCAUGGUGGGGAGUGCAGAGGCCGUCAAAGCAGGCAUGCGGGGGAAACUACUCCGAAUAACCCACUAUUACCGCGACUCGUUAUGGGAAACAGCAGAGGGUUCCUACGUCCCCAAUAAGGGCUUUUUAGCCGAUAUAGUCGUGCCAGACCCUGAUGCACCUGCCCAGGCAAGUCCUGAGGGGCAGAGCACAGAUCCCGACACUUCACCUCAACAUACUCUUGCUGCUGCUGCUGCUGCUGCUGCUGCAGAGCAGGCAGAAGAGGACUACGGAGCAGCAGUAGCAGCAGCAGCGUCAGUGUCCGAUUCGCCGCAGCAGCUGGCGGAACCUCUGCGGCAAAUGGGCCUAGACGCCACCGGUGCUUCGGCUGGUGGCGUUGGGGAUAGUGGUGCUGGGGACGGCGAGGUGGGAGAGCAAGCGGCAGCAGCAGCACAAGCGACGCCAGCGCAGAUGGACGACCUGCUGGAUCGGUGCCUGCUGCAGGCGCUGUCCGUGUCUAUCAAGCCCACUCACCUGCCUCUAGGAGCCAGCUCCCUCUGGUCCAAUCACGUGCUGCCAUGUCGUCCGCCUGGCACAACAGUGGACAUCAAGCGGUCAUCACAUAAGAAGCUCUCGAAAUGGCUGCAUGCGAAGGCUGUUGACGGGCUGAUCUCAGGCAAGGAGGACAAGCACCGCAAGGAGUUCAUUCUCUCUGCCAUCAACUACCGCCACCCGGCCCUCGUCGCAUUCACGCCAGACAGGACAACCAAACCCGCCCAACCCCCUCCUUCUGCCACCCAAGAUGCCGCAUCCGCCACACCAGGAACAACCCCUGGCACCAGCACCACCACCGCCACCACCACCACUGCUAGUAGCAGCAGCACCAGCGCCAGUAGCAGCAGCAGCAGCGGUGAGUUGACAGUUGAAGAGGUGUUCAAGCCCUCCCACCAUGUGUCUGCCAUCUUCGAAACAGUCGGGCUGGACCCCCACGGCUUCUACUCCCCCUCCGCCGCCCGCGAUGCCGCCCUCUCCUACAUCACCCUCCACUCCCUCACCAAGCCCUCCGACCCCUCUAAAGUCAUCCUCGAUGCAACACUAUGUGACGCGCUGUACAAGGGCGCGAUAAAGAAGGGAACGGCAUACCCAACGGAGUGCCACAAGAGGGAGGUGGGGCCCACUUUGGUGCGGCGGAUGCAGGCGCAUCACAGGGUGGAGAGGGGGGGGCGGAGUGUGGUGCGCAAGGGCGGGCUGGUGCCCGUGCAGAUUCUGGUGGAGCGGCGGCAGGGCAACAAGAAGGUCACCCGGGUGACGGGGCUCGAGGCUUAUCUGGUGGAGGCUGAGCCGCUGGCUGCUGAGCUGCAGAAGAAAUUUGCUUCAAGCACGUCGGUUACAGAAGUGCCAGGCAAGAAGGGGCAGCAGGAGGUGUUGAUUCAGGGAGGGGUGUUGGAUGAGUUGGCUCGGCUGCUGGUGGACGUGCAUGGCAUUCCCAAGUCGCAUAUAGAGGUCCUCGAUAAGACUAGGCGGUGAUGAUGAUGCAUGUGAGUUCCUUCUCGCAUCAGAAAUUGUGUACGGAACGUGGCAUGGUUACAAUCCUUUUAAGGAACUAGGCAUGGUUACAGUCCCCCUGAGGGAAUGUGGCAUGGUUACCAUCCUCGUUCGUGACUGAACGAGGCACGGUUACAGUCCUCCUGAGGGAAUGUGGCAUGGUUACCAUCCUCGUGACGGAAUGUGGCAUGGUUACCAUCUCCCUGAAGAGGAACAGGAGAGGGGGAGGGGAGGAGGAGGGGGGGGAGAGAGUGGGCAACAUGCCUUGUCAUCAUAGAUGUAUUGCAGCAUGGUUAAGACUCAUACGCUGCUUGGGCUUGUGAUGAAGAUGUUUGCACCAUUCAUGCUUGUGUUACCCAGGUUCCUCUCAAAGCGCAUGCAUGGUAUUGUCACUCAACAGUUUAAGUACUGGACAUGAAUUCU
Molecule: messenger RNA, 2487 nt
Organism: Closterium sp. NIES-67
Lineage: Eukaryota; Viridiplantae; Streptophyta; Zygnematophyceae; Desmidiales; Closteriaceae
Source: the annotation of a GenBank genome assembly